Molecule: messenger RNA, 396 nt
Organism: Naegleria fowleri
Lineage: Eukaryota; Heterolobosea; Eutetramitea; Acrasida; Naegleriidae
Exons: 1
Coding region: 1-396 (131 amino acids)
Source: RefSeq, a predicted model, not a curated record
AUGCGCAAUGUUCCCUUCUCUGCAACCGAGGAAGAAAUUGAAACAUUCUUUUCUGGACUUACCAUUGCAACAGCUCCCCUCUAUAGACAGAGUCAUCAUUCUCAUGCAGGAGUUCCAAGUGGUAAUCAUCAUCAUGGCAAAGGAACCACCUCCUCACUUCUCAUGAAUGGUGGCGAGGAGCCAAGCACAACAACUACCAAUCUCAACUCUGCUACAGAUGAAAGCAGUAGUAGCAGCAGAAGCAGUCAGAGUGGUAUUGGUGCUGAUGAAAGUAAGAGCGAGUCACCACAAGAACAUCGUGACCACGAUGAACACACUCAAGAAGCAGCACGAUCUCUUUCACAACAAUCUUCCAUGCCAACUCGUAGAAAAAUCUUUUCGUCAUUAAUCCAAUAA